AUGAGCCCUGCACAAUUCCAUGCAAAGAGGGACAUGAUCAAUAACAAUGCCUUGUGCCCACCUCCCCUCAAAAUUGACAAGGACUCCUAUCUCAUCAAGAAACCGUCAUUGUCAUCGUCGUUGACAUCAACGUCGUCGCCUUCGCCCAUUAACGGCGUAAUGGGGUCGAACAAGCCCCAACAGCGCCAUCCGGUCAUAAUCUACACCCAUUCUCCGAAGGUAAUCCAUACGCACCCUAAGGACUUCAUGGCCUUGGUGCAAAAACUCACCGGGCUAUCGCACUCCGAAGACAACGACGUGGUCCCAGCGCCGCAUGAUCAUCAUCGGAAUUCUGGAUCGGACAAUAAUGCCAGUUUGAAAAUGUUGGAUUCGGAUCAGGAGAACAAAAGCAAGGAUAUUGUACUAGGAAACCAUGAUGAUAACGAGUCGUCUUCUGUUAUUACCGACGAGAAUUGUAGCAGUGUAGGUGAUGUGGGGCAAGUAAUCAAUUCUUGUUUUGUGCCACCUAUUUUUGAGCCACCUCCAAAUGCAUACAUGACAAAUAUUCCGAUAUUCACACCGAAUUCAACUGAGUUCUUGUGCUCCAAUCAACCUUUCUAUAACUACACUGAUCCUUUGUUUUUAACGCAUGGCAUGACUAGGGGGAUUAACGAGUUCCGCGAGUAUUAA
Molecule: messenger RNA, 669 nt
Organism: Alnus glutinosa
Lineage: Eukaryota; Viridiplantae; Streptophyta; Magnoliopsida; Fagales; Betulaceae
Product: VQ motif-containing protein 20
Exons: 1
Coding region: 1-669 (222 amino acids)
Cellular component (GO): nucleus
Source: RefSeq, a predicted model, not a curated record